Molecule: messenger RNA, 913 nt
Organism: Dermacentor silvarum
Lineage: Eukaryota; Metazoa; Arthropoda; Arachnida; Ixodida; Ixodidae
Product: BTB/POZ domain-containing protein 1
Exons: 3
Coding region: 76-642 (188 amino acids)
Biological process (GO): neurogenesis
Cellular component (GO): cytosol
Source: RefSeq, a predicted model, not a curated record
AACAAGGCACCCGCACUGGCCGCCGAAAGGUUCUCUUAUACGGGAAAUCCGCAUUUCGAGAGCGUAGAGGCAGCCAUGUACACACGUACGGCAGCCCAGAAGUACUUGAUGGAAGAUCUCGUGCUCGACUGCGAGACGUACAUCCACGAAUACGUCGAAGCUGACCAGGUGUGCCGACUAAUCGACUACGCCAUGCUGACAGACAACCAGGGCAUCCACGCCAUGGUCACCGACACGAUCGCCAGACAUGGGAAGUACGUGCUCCUCUCGCAAGGCUUCGUCGACUGCUUGGAGCAGACGGCGCACUUCGUGUUGGACAGGAUCACAUCGACCGCAACGGAGGGUGACAUCACCAGGGCCGUGCUGAAGUGGGCGGACUCCCAUUGCAGGAAGAAGCGGGUCGACUUCAAGGUCGCAUUGGCGUCCUUCCUGCCCAAGUUGCGGUUUCUGUCGCUGACGCCGCAGGAGUUCGUCCAGUUCUCCGCCCCGGCCGUGACUCGCGGCGCCAUGACGGCGGCGGAUGCGCUCGCGAUCCUGACCGAGCUCAUCCGCGGCCAUUCCAAGCAGCUGCCGCCGUGGUUGUGCCGGGUAUCGGGUCCACGCACGGGAAUCCCCGCGCAGCCGUCCGCACAAGUCGCUUGAUCACGUUCUGCGUGAAGUGCUAGCCUAUAACCAGGAAGCCGGGUAAAAUAAUGUAAAGAUUAUCAACGGUUUGUUUAGGUGGCCCAACCCAUAUGCGGUGCCAUCCGUAGCCGCCUUUGCGUCCCACAUCGCAGGCGUCGCGUUUUCUCGGCGGCCCAUAUCUCAUCGGCGGGACUCGAUGUAUCCCGGAGUGGCAACUUCUUAGAACAUGUUACAACAACAUUGCUAAGAUCUAGCUAUAGUUCACUCGAAAUAAAUCAUAAAGUUUGUG